AUGAGCUCCUCAAGUCAAUCCGCAAAAGGCCCCAUCUCAAAGUUCCCCGCUGGUGAUCUGCGAAACAGCGUUCGAUUCAUGACCACUCAUAACGAAGAGGGAAAAGGCAUUUUUUUACCGACAGACCAUGGUGACCACCACAAAAUCAUGGUCAAUGGCCACGCUGUAGCGAACAUUAUCUACACUACAAGCGGAAACCCGGUGAGCCUGGAGAAUGAUGCAGAUAUCAAAUAUGCAAGGAAUAAUGAGCCCGGUCUUCAUAUCAAGAAAGGAACGGUGGUUAGGCUCAUUGAUUUUGCUCCAGGUUUGGACUCGCCAAUGCACCGCGCAAUGUCUCUUGACUAUGGUAUUGUAAUCGAAGGCGAAUUGGAGAUCACCCUCGACAGCGGCGAAUCUCGUAUUAUGAGGCCGGGAGAUAUCUCAGUGCAGAGAGCUACGAUGCACAAAUGGCGUAACUGUUCUAAGGAGAAAUCGGCUCGCGCGGUGUUUGUCCUUCUAGACUGUGAGCCUUUCAGCGUCAACGGCGUUGAAGUGAAGGAAGACCUUGGAGAUCUAGCAGGGGAAUAUAAGGAGCAUUAG
Molecule: messenger RNA, 579 nt
Organism: Botrytis fragariae
Lineage: Eukaryota; Fungi; Ascomycota; Leotiomycetes; Helotiales; Sclerotiniaceae
Product: putative cupin domain-containing protein
Exons: 2
Coding region: 1-579 (192 amino acids)
Source: RefSeq, a predicted model, not a curated record